Molecule: messenger RNA, 570 nt
Organism: Aspergillus calidoustus
Lineage: Eukaryota; Fungi; Ascomycota; Eurotiomycetes; Eurotiales; Aspergillaceae
Source: the annotation of a GenBank genome assembly
AUGGGUAUCGCGAAGAAAACCAAGAAGUUCGCGCAGAUGAAGCGCACAAUCAAGGCCCGCGACGAACGCCUCAAGAAAGCCCCCGAGAAGCCCAAACCAAAGCCCGACGAGGAAAUCACACGCCACAUCCAGGCUGCCCCGACGAACAUGUUCUUCGCUGCGAAUACCGCGCUCGGUCCGCCAUACCGCGUCCUUGUCGAUACCAAUUUUGUCUCUCAUGCUAUCCGCGCGAAACUCGAUUUGUUGCCUGCUAUGAUGGAUUUGUUAUAUGCUAAGUGUAUCCCCACGUUUACGGACUGCACGAUUGCCGAGUUGGAAAAGUUGGGCGAUAAAUACCGGCUUGCGUUGCGGGUUGCAAAGGAUCCGAGGUGGGAGCGUGUCAAGUGCGACCACAAGGGCACCUACGCCGAUGACUGUCUCGUCGACAGGGUCUCCAAACACCGCAUCUACAUCGUCGGAACAAACGAUAAAGACCUCUGCCGCCGACUCCGCAAGAUCCCCGGUGUGCCGAUCAUGAAGGUCGCCCGCGGGAAGUUCACGAUUGAGAAACUGCCCGACGCGAUGGACUAA